Stylonychia lemnae is the source of this 1482-nucleotide messenger RNA. NCBI's taxonomy places the organism in Eukaryota, Ciliophora, Spirotrichea, Sporadotrichida, Oxytrichidae. The record is from the annotation of a GenBank genome assembly.
AUGCAAAAACUAUUAUUUUCCGCGAGUAUCCUAUUAGGUUACUGCGGCGCUAUCUAGAUCAGUCACGCAUUGGAGAAGCAAAGAUCAUAACUUGGGUGGAGACAAGAAGCAACAAACAAAUUUUCUUGGAAUGAAACUUAAAAAUUAGAAUGGACUGUUGUCAAUGCAUUUGUUGACGUCUAAACAUCACCGGAUGGAGAUGUCUACGCAAUUUAAAAAAUCGGCUCAGAGCCUUAGGAGACUAAAUAUCUCGUAUAUUUAUUCGAUGUAGCAUCCAAUCUUUGGAGUAUUACUAAUAGAACAUUCCAAGCAAAAGCAGUUAGAUUCGAUAGAUUAGGCACUAUGUAUUACUUGAGUCCUGAUAACUGUGUCCUCAACUCAGAAAAAGUUCCACUUGUUUGCGGAUUAUCUGAUUUUGAGGUCACUGUUAAUAAAUAAAUCAUUGGACUUAAUGAUAAUUCUGGUAAAUUGGCCGCAGAUUAACUUGUUGGAGCUUAUCAUACAGUCAACAAUCAUGCAUAAUACUCAUAUAAGGCUCUCUCAGGAUACAAAGGUAUUACUUUGAUCAAGGAUAUACCUAUUCUAAUUGCUGAUGAUGGAUCUGUAGACGCUAAUUAUGGAGGAGAAAAACUAGUCAGUAUCAGCGCAGGUAUUGACGGUUCACUCUGGGCUCUUAAAUAUGAGGAGAAUGUUGCCGACUACAAGCUUUUGAAAUGGCAAACUAUUGCCUAAAAAUGGUACUUAGUUCCUGGGGCUAAUGGAACAUCUCUAUCUGCAUACAAUGAAAUUUCAGUCGCACUUGUAGACCAUAGAGGACUACUUAGUCUAUCGUCACAGGCAGGCAAUUAGAAUGAGGCAAUUUAUACAACUUAGAUAAACUAGUAACCUGCUCCUCCUGUUCCUACUCUUCCCCCUGUCUUGGCAUAUGGAAGUUCCUUCGCAUCCUCAUCUGACUUCUAGUGGAUUAUAGAUCAAACCCAAGCACCAAUUAAGGGAUUUGCUCAACUCUUUAAAUCAACUGCCAGCGAAGGAAAAACUUUUCAGGAAGCUUUUGAUGCUCUUAAAGUGAGAGAGAAUGUAACCUGCUUGUUUAAGAAUAAGGCCGGUAUAGUUUCAGGCUUCUAUUCUGAAGGUUAAUUUCCUGCUGACCAUGAAGUACCAGAAGGAGGGGAGGCAGCCGUUUACGAAGGAUUAUUCAUUAUCUUUAGUUUGACAAGUAGAAAACCUUACAAAAACGCGUACUAUGCUGCCUAGUUGAGAUUUUCAAGUGAUUCAUUCAGAAUCCAGGUUACAAAUGAGCAUGCUGGCAUGAUAGUGGCUCCAGAGUGUAGGGUUUAUUCGGAGUAAGAUAAACUUUAGGGACUCGAGGACUAAAUCUUUGAGAUUGAUGAAGGCGCUUGGGUUCCUUCAGUAAUACUCAAUGGAGAGUAACAGUUGGAAACCCACUGUGACCAAAUUGAAUUUUAUACCACUACUUAUUGA